AUGCUGACUAAACCGUCAACAGCCAAAGUCCAACAGCCCACGUGGCACGCCCCGGUGGAGCCCCAGACCUCACCAAAGCUCAAACUAUACAACUCGUUAACCAGAACCAAGACUCCCUUUGUCCCCGUUGUCGAUGGCCAAAUCACAUGGUACUCAUGUGGUCCUACAGUGUAUAAUCAUACCCAUAUGGGCCACGCACGGAACUACGUAUCCACCGACUUGUGUCGUCGUAUUCUCCAAGACUACUUUGGCUACGGGGUCCUCUUUAUCCAGAACGUCACUGAUAUAGACGAUAAGAUCAUCUUAGCUGCUCGUCAAGAACACUUGGUUCAAACCAAGAUUGUGGACGAAUAUUCCGUUGUUACUGACGAGUUGAGGGCAAUGGCAGAAUCUGCUUUGAACGAAUACGUGGCAAAGAACUUGCCUGAGUUUUCUGGUUUAUCAUCAGUAAAGGCAGACUUUAUUGGCUGGAGUCAGCAAUUGAAUGUUGCGGAGCUUUCCAAAGACAAGCCUAAGUUGCCGAUGUUCCUUAAAGCCGUUAAGGACGCUCAUUCUGUUAUUUAUAGUGAAGAUGGCAAGUCAAUUGAUGUCGCUGUGUUCACAGAGAACAUUAAAGAUAUAGUGAUGCCUUAUUUGGAUAAGCAAUACGGUAAGAGUGUCACUGAUCCUUCUAUCUUUAGAAAGUUGGCAGCAUAUUGGGAGAACAAAUUCAAUGAAGAUAUGAGUCGAUUGAAUGUUUUACCUCCUUCAAUUACCACCAGAGUUUCUGAAUACAUACCUGAAAUUAUUGAUUUUGUUGAUAAGAUCAUUGACAAUGGCUAUGCUUAUGCUACACCAGAUGGAUCUGUAUAUUUUGAUACUGUCAAGUUUGAAAAUGAUCCUAAUCAUGAUUAUGCCAAGUUACAACCCUGGAACAAAGGUGAUUUACUGUUAAUUGAAGAUGGUGAAGGGUCUUUGUCGAUCGGAGGUUCUGGUAAAAAAACUUCGUCUGAUUUUGCUCUUUGGAAGGCUUCAAAGGAUGGGGAACCUUCAUGGCCCUCUAAAUGGGGAGAGGGAAGACCUGGAUGGCAUAUUGAAUGUUCUGUUAUGGCAUCAGAUGUUUCUCCAAGAGAAACUUUGGAUAUUCAUUCUGGAGGAAUUGAUUUAUGUUUCCCUCAUCAUGAUAAUGAAAUAGCCCAAUCUGAAGCCUAUUUCAACUCUAAGCAAUGGGUUAAUUAUUUCUUGCAUAAUGGUCAUUUACAUAUUCAAGGACAAAAGAUGUCUAAAUCAUUGAAGAACUUUAUCACUGUUGAAGAAGCAUUAAAUGAUUUCAGUUCUCGUCAAUUAAGAUUGGUGUUUGCAUUAAGUUCAUGGGAAAAACCAAUUGACUUCAAAGAUAGUUUGGUUAAUGAAGUUAAAGGGUUUGAAUCCACCGUAUCGAAAUUUUUCACUAAUGUUCGUGCUUUGAAUAAUGAAGUUAAAGAUAAGCUGGAUGCUUCCAAGAAAUUAGAUGAUAAAGCUAAGCAAUUGUUUCAGAAAUUGGCGGAGAAUCAACAGAAUGUUCAUGAAUCAUUCUGUGACAAUUUAUCAUCAUCAAGUGCCUUGAGACACUUGUUAAGUUUGGUUUCAAUUGCCAACAACUAUAUUCAAGAAUCUUCCGCCAAUAAGUCCAUUCGUCUUGAGCCAUUGAUAGCAGUCACCCAAUAUAUCGUUAAGAUCUUGGGUAUUUUAGGGUUUAACGUCAGAAAUGAUAAGCUUGGCUGGGUAGAUGAAGAAUCUUCAGCAAGUGACGGUGGAAUUGCUGCUUCGACAGAAGAUAUUGCCUUACCAUAUGUUAAGUUAUUAUCUGAAUUCCGUGAUAGUGUUCGUACGCUUGCCAUUAAUAAGGAGAUAGAAGCUGGUAAGGUGUUACAAUUGAGUGACAAGUUGAGAUCCGACUUGAUUAACAUUGGAGUCUCACUUGAUGAUAGACCCAAUGAAAGUGCUUUAAUUAAAUUCUUAAACCAAAAGGAAGUCACUGAAUUACUUGCUCAACAAAAGGAAAGAGAAAGAAUUGCUUUGGAAAAAGAAAAGAAGAAGGAAGCUCAACGGUUAGCAAAUGAACAGAAGGAAAGGGAGAGAUUAAUCAAAAUGAAAAUUAACCCUAAGGAUUUGUUUAAACAAGAUGAUACUUAUAGUGAAUGGGACGAACAAGGAUUGCCAACCAAAGACUCCAAAGGUGAAGAAGUCACAAAGAGUAUGAGAAAGAAACUUAUGAAACAAUAUCAACAACAAGAGAAGUUGUAUCAGGAAUAUUUAAAUACUUUAUAA
This is a messenger RNA of Lizanozyma spartinae, 2289 nucleotides long. RefSeq names its product cysteine--tRNA ligase. The coding region runs from base 1 to 2289 and encodes 762 amino acids. The transcript has a single exon. Gene Ontology annotation, biological process: cysteinyl-tRNA aminoacylation. Gene Ontology annotation, cellular component: cytoplasm. NCBI's taxonomy places the organism in Eukaryota, Fungi, Ascomycota, Pichiomycetes, Serinales, Debaryomycetaceae. The record is from RefSeq and is a predicted model, not a curated record. Gene Ontology annotation, molecular function: ATP binding; cysteine-tRNA ligase activity.